Messenger RNA from Trichogramma pretiosum, 1353 nucleotides. RefSeq names its product ubiquitin-conjugating enzyme E2-22 kDa (gene Ubc4). The transcript has 5 exons. Gene Ontology annotation, cellular component: nucleus. Gene Ontology annotation, molecular function: ubiquitin conjugating enzyme activity; protein binding. Gene Ontology annotation, biological process: proteasome-mediated ubiquitin-dependent protein catabolic process; protein polyubiquitination. NCBI's taxonomy places the organism in Eukaryota, Metazoa, Arthropoda, Insecta, Hymenoptera, Trichogrammatidae. The record is from RefSeq and is a predicted model, not a curated record. Bases 296 to 898 code for a protein of 200 amino acids.
UAUAUACCAAUACAUACAUACACGAAGACACGGAGAAUUCAUUGCUGCUCGUCGCUAAUAAUCCUUACGCAUUAUAUACACAUUUUGAACAAUCGCCGCGGUCUCUCUCUUUCGCACACGCUUCAUACGAUACGCGAUACAACUGCAUACGAUUUCGUCAAUUUCUCGAAUUUACUCUGUCCCGCAGUGCAUUAAUCAAGGAAGAUCGUGUGGUGGUGUCGAGGCAACCGAGAAGAGACAUCGAGCGCGAGAGAGACGAGGAAGAAUCGUCUGCAAAAUUCAACCGUUCAGGGCCAUGGCGACGAACAUUGCAGCCCAACGUAUUAAACGAGAGUUCAAAGAGGUUAUAAAGAGCGAGGAGGUGGCACAAUGUUCUAUUAAAGUGGAGCUUGUAAAUGACAGCUGUGUAGAAUUGAAGGGAGAAAUUGCUGGACCUCCAGAUACCCCAUAUGAAGGUGGAAAUUUCGUUCUUGAAAUAAAAAUUCCAGAAACAUAUCCUUUCAAUCCUCCAAAAGUAAAAUUUACAACAAAAAUAUGGCAUCCAAAUAUAUCAUCAGUGACUGGAGCCAUUUGUUUGGAUAUAUUAAAAGAUCAAUGGGCUGCAGCAAUGACUUUACGCACUGUAUUAUUGUCCCUGCAAGCACUAUUAUCAGCAGCUGAACCAGAUGACCCACAAGACGCAGUUGUAGCAAAACAAUAUAAGGAACAUCCAGAAAUGUUUAGACAAACUGCUAAACAUUGGACUUCAGCUUAUGCUGGUGGACCAUGUAAAAUGCCCGAGUUGGAUGAAAAAAUUAGACGACUGACUGAUAUGGGAGUUGAGGAGCACCAGGCUAGAGUUGCAUUAUCAACAUUCGAUUGGGAUCUGGAAAGAGCAACAGAACAAAUCUUCAGUUAGUGAUGACUAUAGUCUAACAGCUUGAACCUUAUAGAUCAUCAUUUUUGUUACUUAAAUUAUUCUUGCAACAGGCUAUCAAAGAAACUCAUAAACUGCCAUAAUAACCAGCAAGUUCAAGUGCAAGUGACAAUUAAUAUUUUAAAGAAUUUCAUGAAAGACUAGUUAAUUGUUCAAUGGCUGAUAGUUUAUAAUUAUUAUGUAAAAUAGGAGCUGAAAAAAGUGAAGAUAAUGAACGAAACGUUGUGGGUGUGCAAAGUAAAUUUCAGGUUGGUGUUGCACUGUAGAUGCAUUUCUUAAAAAAUUAAAUUUGUUACAACAGAUGGUGUUACUAAAAUUCGUAUAGAAUCGGUCACAAAGAGAGCUUGAAGGGCAAGUUUUUGUCAUUGAUUUUUCCUUUUUUAUAAUAUCAUACACUGUAAUUUUUGUAAAUGUGAUAUUUAUUCAUUGACCAGGUU